AUGUCUAAUAAUAUUCGUCGUGAGGUUGCCCCUGAUUGGAGAAUUGUGACGGAAUGGUUAAAUAUUGAGGCCUAUUAUGGAGGUUAUGUUCUUGUAAAAUGGGAUAUCGCAAUGGUGGUAUCUUUGAUUUUUUCCGUAAUUAAAGGGACUGCGGAUGUCCGAUUUGCGGUCGAUAUGUGCAACCUUAAAACUUUGGCUUUUACAACACUUUCUAUAAGGUGGUUGGUUAUAAGAAAGGAAGAUCUGACAUAG
This is a messenger RNA of Funneliformis mosseae, 252 nucleotides long. The record is from the annotation of a GenBank genome assembly. NCBI's taxonomy places the organism in Eukaryota, Fungi, Glomeromycota, Glomeromycetes, Glomerales, Glomeraceae.